AUGACUACCGGAGCUAAUGAUUUCUAUUAUUCCAACAAAUACGAAGACGACGAGUUCGAAUACAGACAUGUUCAUGUCACAAAGGUGAGUCUAACAAUGAAACUUUCUAUAGAAAAUUGUUUGUUUCACAGGAAAUCGCAAAAUUGAUUCCAAAAAACAGAUUGAUGACUGAAACCGAGUGGAGAAGUCUUGGAAUUCAACAAGUAAGUUUUAAUGGUUUACUCUGGAAUUCAAACUAAAUCAAUUUUUUUCAGUCUCCAGGAUGGAUUCACUAUAUGAUUCACGGACCAGAGAAACAUGUUUUAUUAUUCCGAAGACCGUUAACUAACGCAAAUAACGGUGGAGUUUGCGGAAAAUCUACUAAUGCCGUUAGUUUUCCACUCUUAUUCUAAAUAAUCUAAUUCCAACCUUUUGAUUUCAGGUCGGCGUUCGCUAA
This is a messenger RNA of Caenorhabditis angaria, 436 nucleotides long. The record is from the annotation of a GenBank genome assembly. Lineage: Eukaryota; Metazoa; Nematoda; Chromadorea; Rhabditida; Rhabditidae.